Anguilla rostrata (American eel) is the source of this 1002-nucleotide messenger RNA. RefSeq names its product taste receptor type 1 member 1-like. The transcript is spliced from 2 exons. The record is from RefSeq and is a predicted model, not a curated record. Gene Ontology annotation, biological process: G protein-coupled receptor signaling pathway. Gene Ontology annotation, molecular function: G protein-coupled receptor activity. Gene Ontology annotation, cellular component: plasma membrane. The coding region runs from base 1 to 942 and encodes 313 amino acids. NCBI's taxonomy places the organism in Eukaryota, Metazoa, Chordata, Actinopteri, Anguilliformes, Anguillidae.
AUGGAGACCCUCCCGCGAGCUGAUCCAUACAGUUGCCUCCCGUGUAAGAAGAACGAAUGGUCUGACCCAGGGAGCACUUCAUGUACAGAGCGUUCUGUGGAGUAUGUUCACAUCACGGAGCCUCUGUCAGUCCUGCUCAUGCUCUCUGUCAGCUUCAUGCUCUUUCUUGCAGCAGCCAUCGCCAUCCUCUUCGCCCAUAACUACAGCACCCCAGUUGUGAGGUCUGCGGGGGGUAAAAUGUGUUUCCUCAUGUUGGGCUGUUUGAGCGGUUCAGGUUUCAGUGUGUUCUUCUAUUUUGGCAUCCCGAACCAAAUCAAAUGUGUGUUGAGAAGCACAUUUUUCCCUCUGUUUUACACUGUCUGUCUGUCUUGCCUCACCGUCCGAUCCUUCCAGAUAGUCUGCAUCUUCAAAAUGGCUGCCAAGCUACCCAAAGCACAUGCCUGGUGGGUCAAGUACAAUGGACAGUGGAUAUUCAUAGCAGUGGCCUCUACUGUCCAGUUCAUUCUUUGUGCACUCAGUGCUCCUAGACCCUUCAAUGACACAGUGACCUUCAAAGACCAAAUAAUAUUGAACUGUGAUGUAGAAAGUCUGAUCCUACCUAGCAUUGCUAUGUUAUUUGCUGGCUUUCUUGGUUUUUUGUGCUUUACCUUCUCAUACAUGGGAACUGACCUCCCCAAAAACUACAAUGAGGCCAAAUCUAUUACAUUUAGUGUGCUGCUGUUUUAUCUUUCAUGGAUUUCCUAUUUCACUAUUUACUUUCUUUACAAAGGCACCUAUUUGCCCAUAUUUAAUGCAUUUUCAAUGCUGACCAGUUCAUACGGAAUUCUCUUGAGUUAUUUUGUCCCAAAGUCGUAUGUCAUUCUUUUCAAGCCUGAGAAAAACACACAAGCACACUUUCAGUCUUGUAUUCAGGAUUAUACCCAAAAGAUCAGCAGGAUGUAGAGGGCUCUUUCUGGCUGGCAUAAUGUAACACACUGCAUAACGAACACCGUUAUGCUGUUA